GCUGACAAACCUGUUUGAAUAUGUUUUCGUCGAUCGACGAUUGCGAGAUUAUAGUCGACAGAGUCGCAUUUGACAGUGAAUUCGUUCAUCAUUCGUUCGAAUUAGCCAACGCGUGAUGAAUGAGUUUCUAAUGUUCGCAUUGUUCCCGUAGAAAUACGUUAUAGAAGUUCGUGGAGAAUCAUAAAAAUAAUCACGGUAAUGACGAUACAUUGUAACAGACAAUGGGGGAGACAUUCACCACAAGAACAUAUUUUAUCUGCUGCCAGUUUCUUAUUGUUUUUUGUUCUUAGUGCAUUAACUGUCUUCCAUUUUCUGAGUGCAAUAUUUGAAGGACCAGGAUAUCUUGCAUUAAAAUGGAUGCCGGAGAAAGCUACAGAUAUACAAUACUUACAGUACUGCAACAUCUGUCAAGGAUAUAAGGCACCAAGAGCACAUCAUUGUAGAAAAUGUGGUCGUUGUGUGAUGAAAAUGGAUCAUCAUUGUCCAUGGAUAAAUACGUGCGUUGGACAUUUUAAUCAUGGACAUUUCACGGCAUUUUUAGCAAGUGCAGUUGGUGGUUGUUGCGUCUCCACCGUUAUACUAAUCUCCUGGGUAGCAACCGUAUUAUCUCUGAAGCCGCUGCCGUUUCCACCGCCACCGGUUUACGUUUUAAUAUUAGUAGUGUUUAGUAUUGGUUUAUCAAUUGGUGUCCUAGUUGCUGUAGGAAUGCUGUUGUACUUCCAGAUGUUAGCUAUCGUAAAGAAUCGAACGGAAAUAGAAGAUUGGAUUUUGGAGAAAGCUCGAUGUCGGCGAAACGGCAGGGAGACUGUAUUUCAACAUCCAUAUGCGAAAGGAUGGCGUUUUAAUAUUAGUCAGGUUUUUACAUGGGACUGUACUCCUGUUGGCGAUGGCAUUACAUGGCCCGUUAUCGACGGCUGUGAUCAAUACACAUUGACGAAAGAGCAGCUUGAACAAAAAUUAGACAAACGGAAAAGAGCGCGCAGAUAUAGGAUUAUAAAAACUGCAUCAGGCUCGAGGAUUCCAAUUGGACACGGCUUCGGCGUAUUUUGUUAUCCUCCUUGCCUUGAUGAACCUCGCGUUAAGUUGGAUGUGGGGAAUAUUGUGGUUGUUACACGUUGGAAGAAAUAUUGGCUAUUUGGAGAAAAAGAACAUAAAGGAGGAAAUGCAGGAUCGAAACGUGCAAAAGGAUGGUUCCCGCGGUCAUGCGCAAUUGAAGUAAUAGAAAGCGAUUCGCAUAAUUCAGACAGUUUGUCAGACAGUUUAUCUAAGAGCGAUCUAUAUGGAUCAGAUAAUUUGUUUAAGGAUGAUUUAUAUGAUUCAAAUAGUUUGUCAGAUAACUUGUCGAAAGAUGAUUAAACUGUAAAAAUAUAAUUAUAACAAUAUUUAUACAUAUGUCUGAGAAUAUAAGGAGCUAUUUAUAAUAAUUUUAUU
Messenger RNA from Linepithema humile (Argentine ant), 1431 nucleotides. NCBI's taxonomy places the organism in Eukaryota, Metazoa, Arthropoda, Insecta, Hymenoptera, Formicidae. The record is from RefSeq and is a predicted model, not a curated record.